Messenger RNA from Sclerotinia borealis F-4128, 1341 nucleotides. The record is from the annotation of a GenBank genome assembly. Lineage: Eukaryota; Fungi; Ascomycota; Leotiomycetes; Helotiales; Sclerotiniaceae.
AUGGCAGAGCAGGUUGCAGAUGUGUUGAAGAAUUUGAAGGUGAAGGAUCCCAAUGCAGUGAUGGAAUCAGCAGCUGAGGCCAAGUCAAAUGGAAAUACACAAGCUGAAGCCGAAGAUUCGGAUGAUGACGAUGAGGAGCCAGUGAAUGGGGAAGGCACAGGAGAAGGAGGAGCUAAGAAGAAGAGAAAGCGCAAGAAGAAGCCAAAGAAGAAGGCUGGAGCCAACCCUAAAGUCCAAUCGGCGCCUCCGCGAGUUCUCUUAUCGAAUUUGUUUCCAAGCGGCGAAUACCCUGUUGGCGAGAUUGAGGAAUAUAGAGACGAGAAUAACUAUCGAACAACCAACGAAGAGAAACGUUAUUUGGAUCGCAUGAACAACGAUUUCUUGCAGGAGUAUCGUCAGGGUGCCGAGAUUCACAGACAGGUUAGGCAGUAUGCCAAGGCCAAUAUUAAGCCUGGGCAGACCUUGACAGAAAUCGCAGAAGGAAUUGAGAAUAGUGUGAGAGCUUUGUCUGGUCACCCAGGAUUGGAGGAUGGGGACAACAUUGCGGGCGGUGUCGCUUUCCCAACUGGUGUCAAUCUGGAUCAUAUCGCCGCUCAUUACAGUCCAAACGCCGGCAACAAGACCGUUUUAGCUUAUGAGAAUGUUAUGAAGGUCGAUUUUGGAGUACACAUCAACGGUAGAAUUGUGGAUAGUGCUUUCACUAUUGCGUUCGAUCCCAUGUACGACAAUCUUCUGGAGGCCGUUAAACAAGCUACGAAUACCGGAAUCAAGGAGGCAGGAAUUGAUGCGAGAUUGGGAGAAAUUGGCGAGCAUAUUCAGGAGACUAUGGAGAGUUACGAAGUUGAGAUCAAGGGUCAAACAUACCAAGUCAAGCCGAUUAAGAACUUGAAUGGUCAUGAUAUUCUACAAUGGAAGAUUCACGGUGGAAAGAGUGUUCCAAUUGUGAAGAGCAAUGACCAGACCAAGAUGGAAGAGGGAGAGGUUUUCGCUAUUGAAACUUUCGGAAGUACCGGAAAUGGUUAUGUUCGAGAUGAUCUUGAAUGUUCUCACUACGCCAAGGUUGCCGAUGCUCCUAACGUUCCAUUGCGCAUUGCAUCAGCUGGCAAACUUCUCAAUGUUAUUAACAAGAACUUCGGCACCUUACCGUUCUGUAGAAGAUACUUGGACCGUUUAGGCCAAGACAAGUAUUUGCUCGGCUUGAACGCAUUAGUAUCCAGUGGCAUCGUACAAGAUUAUCCUCCACUCGUCGACAAAAAGGGCUCUUACACCGCACAAUUUGAACAUACAAUCCUCCUCAGACCAAACUGCAAAGAAGUAAUUAGUCGCGGUGAUGAUUACUAG